ACGGUGUCAUAUUGGUUGAUGAUGAGGUUAAAUCUGUCUGUGAAACAGACAGUAACGAUUGAGCAGAUAAAAAUGCGUAAAGCUGUAAACUUUCAGACUCGUGUUUCACAUCGAGAAUAUUUUUCUGACGGACAGAAGAGACGUCAUUUCCUAGUUUCUUCUCUGGUUCGUGAUAUGUGUAGCCUGUGCGUGCGUAAUUCAGAUUUAGUUGACAAAUAAUAUUUGUUUAAUUGCUCAUGAUAUAAUUAUGGAGAAGAAGAUUGCUGUACGCUCGCAAGAUCGUCAGAGGCGGGUGCUGGACUGUGCCACGCGACAGCGACGUUUGAACCGUCAACUAGAGGCUUUGGAAAAGGAUAAUUUUCAGGAUGACCCACACGCUAGUCUCCCGCAGCUAGUCAAGCGGCUACCUCAAUUCGACGAGAACGACGAAUCAGCAGGCAAACGGAGAAGGAAGACAAGAGGUGAUCACUUCAAACAGCGGUUCCGUAAGAACUUUCAGGCUCUCCUAGAGGAAGAGGACUUGAGUGAGAACGAUGGCCCAAACUACCUAACCGCCUGUGCCGAGCCUUCUAAGAUGCCGCAGCGUCAUUUUUGCGCCGUCUGUGGGUUCCCCUCUAACUACACCUGCGUGUCGUGCGGCGCUCGGUAUUGCUGUGUGCGAUGCCUUGGAACGCAUCAUGAGACUCGAUGUCUGAAGUGGACAGUAUGAUCUCUGUCUUUGUCUUUCUGUUCUCUGGACACUCUUGUGGCUAUAGCGAAAACACAAACCCCAGCUAAUUUGAUACAGCUGUGUUCAGUCUUUUUGCAUUCAAGUGCAUUCAUGUAGUGCUACCUAAACCAUUUGCCUGUGAAACGAAGCUACCUGUACCAGCAAGUGUUAUCUACUAGCAGAUGGUUGGAAAUAAUUGAUGUUUGAUGCAUUAAAUUUUGCCCAUAAAAAAUAGUCCUUCUCAGAGUAGAACGGUAGGGUAGCUGACUUGCAAAUGAUAACUGAUAUUUGUGUAGGAGUUUUUUUCUUAUUUAACUAGACGUUGUUCUUUGUAGCAUGUUUUUGCUCUCAUUAAACUCUUGUUGAUGAAAGUUAA
Alosa alosa (allis shad) is the source of this 1085-nucleotide messenger RNA. RefSeq names its product zinc finger, HIT-type containing 1 (gene znhit1). Gene Ontology annotation, biological process: chromatin remodeling. Gene Ontology annotation, molecular function: nucleosome binding. Gene Ontology annotation, cellular component: Swr1 complex. NCBI's taxonomy places the organism in Eukaryota, Metazoa, Chordata, Actinopteri, Clupeiformes, Clupeidae. The record is from RefSeq and is a predicted model, not a curated record.